AAGAUGUUGAUGGUGGCCAAGCUGCCUGUCUACAGGCUCAACAGGCUGUCUAUUUUGAAUCUUUUCUGUUUUCUGUUAUAAUUUGAAUUUUAACACAACAAAAAACAGUUAGAUAAAGUGGAAUUUAAAAUGAUUUGUGAUUAUAUUUUAAAAGAUCUUCCAUCAUAUCUAAAAGAUCUGCUUUCAGAUACUGAUUUAGAUAAGGUUCAGUUAGUUUGCAAAAAGAAAUCAUUGAAUAAUGAAAAUGAUUUUACAGAACCAGUAUCAUCCAUUUGCAAGGAAGAAAUUGAUAGUGAAAUUAAAUUAGAUGUAACAGGGAGUCCUUUAAAAGUAACUUUGUCUGGAAACGAGUCACUAAACGUAGAUGUCCGAAUAGUUCAGACUUGGACAGAGUUAGAGGCAAAACAAAUCCCUAUGACCAUACAAGAAGCAAGAAAUUAUUUAAACAGUAGACAAACAAGAAAUGGAGGAAACCUUCCGGUUUUUGUAAUAUGUGAUGGUUGUAACCCUUUAAAGACUGUUAUCUUGGGCAUGCAGGAACGUAGGAAUGAAAUAUUCACUUGCACGGUAAACAUACUUGGAUGUUUCUCUAAAUCAGAUGAAAAAGUGGCUCUCAGUGCAAUGGAAAAAAGUCAUCUACUGCUAACCAGAAGCCGAAAGUGUAAAAUAGAUUAUAUAGUUACAUUUAAAUAUUUUAUUUUUGGAUCAUUUUUACAAAACGUUAAGGACAUUUAUAGUUGUGAAGAUUCUGGUAGUGUAUGUAUAGAGACAAGUGUUAACAAAAAAUGUGCUUUCGAUAAUCCCUGCACUUUACCUGAUGUGAUGAAAAUAAACGUACAAGUUAUCACUGGGCACAGAAACUCUUCAUUAUUUUUUCUGUGGGAUGAUUUAAUAUUAUUAAAUAAUUAUAUUAAACUUACAAGCUCUGUCAAUAAAAAAAAUCCUGAAGCAGAAAUAUGUAAUAAUCCUUUGUCAAGUGAAGAUGUUUAUAAUAACUUAAAUGAUAUUGUGAAUACGAGCCUAGUAAAAAGGGAACUAAAAUCAGAGUUCGGAUUAAACAAUAUGAGAUUACCCAAUAUCAUAGAUAAGCUGUGGAGUAUUUUGAAGAAUUGUCAAGAUUUGAGAUUUCUCAGGGAGGCUUUUCACUUCUUUUUUGAGGAACUUGCUGAAUCAACGUCAAAUGUCAGACUUCCACCAGAUAAUACAUCGAACAUGGCAUUCAUAAUAAAUGGUAUUUUGGAUGGAAAACUAGCAGUACCAACAAUUGACUGUGGACAGGCCUUGGAAUUCUUAAUCGAGAUAGUAGCGGAGAAACUUAAAAAUGAUUAUCAAUCAAUACUAAAAAAUUUCUGUGUAUCACUCUCCAAAGUAAUUUCGUCAAAAUGGAAAGAACUUGAAGACAAGUUAUCUGUAGAAGAAACUCACAGAAAGACCAGAAUAACACAUGUUUUAAAAGAAGAUAAAAUAACACUCAAAAAUUCAUUAGCAAAAUUAGAAUUUUUAUCCAGGCUUCAUAUUAUAUCAGAAUUUAUUUAUUUGGUAAAAGAUGGAGCGUUCUUUCCAGAAAAAACAUUUGGGUAUUUUUGUGAGAAGGUCUGCAAAGCUUACUUAGUUGAAAAUGUUGCAUUACCUGAAUUUAAAAUUUUAUUAGAAAAACCUGUUUGUAAUUUCAGUAUGGAAAUUAAUAGCUCAGAUAACGAUAUUGUUGAAAAAAAGAUGACACCUGAUUUUUGUUCUGUUAAGAUGACAUCCAUAAAAGAUAACUCAGAGACUAAAACUAUAUAUUUAUUAUCUAAAAAUAAGAUUUUUCCUCCAAAUGUGUUUGAUGAUUACGAUAUUGUUGAAAAAGAAGAAAGUAUGCUUUAUUAUGUUUAUAAAAUGGAGAGCAAAUGUGUCAAAAUUUAAUUGUUUUUAUUCAAAACUUAGUAUUGUUUUUUUGUAUCAGUUUUUAUUUUUAUAUUUCUUAAAACUAAAUUAAAACAUAUAGAUACUUUUAAAUUA
This is a messenger RNA of Diabrotica virgifera virgifera (western corn rootworm), 2001 nucleotides long. RefSeq lists its product as uncharacterized. Gene Ontology annotation, cellular component: RZZ complex. The coding region runs from base 130 to 1905 and encodes 591 amino acids. The transcript has 2 exons. NCBI's taxonomy places the organism in Eukaryota, Metazoa, Arthropoda, Insecta, Coleoptera, Chrysomelidae. Gene Ontology annotation, biological process: protein localization to kinetochore; mitotic spindle assembly checkpoint signaling. The record is from RefSeq and is a predicted model, not a curated record.